AUGAAAACAAAAAUGAACGAAAAUGAGUCCAGCUAUAUAACCGCUGGUUUUGAUGUGCUGAAUUCGUAUAGUACUACUGUGACUAACAUGGCCAUCCAAAUUGGAAAAAGAAAAGUAAUAUCAUCAAGCAGUAUCAGUAGCAAUAGCAAUAGCGAAAGCAGCAGUAACAACAAUAGCAGCAGCUCCUAUCAAGGUGUUGUGAACGUGUCUACAGAUGAUGAAGAAGAUAUUAACGAAAAUGCUCUUACUAUUAAGGAAAUUAUUUUUGGAUCACCAUUUUUAAACAUCAACCUAGCACUUUCACGUGCUGUCAUUUUACUAAUGAAAAAACAACCAUUGGCUGGCAUGGAUAUCUCAGUGUUGAAGUUAUCUUUAUCAGGCAUAGUGAACCAAUUGAAAACAGACCAAUUCAACGCAAUCAAGCCUUAUCUUCCAGAAAAAUUUGAUCAAUCUCACGUGGACCAUAUUGCGGAUAAAAUCAAACGUUAUGAAAUGAAGGAUGACACAUCAACAAUGUAUGAGUUCAUUUUGGAUCUUAUGGAAUCUGAAAACUUACCUAUUGAACUUGUCCUGUUGCAAAUCGAUACUUUUAAUGCUAAAUUCUUGAAGACGGAAGGAAGAACGUUGGAGAGUUAUACCAUGCUGAAAAAGCAAGACGACUCCGAAACCACCAUCUACAGACGCAUUGCUACCAUUUUCGACUUCAUGCAUGUCAAGUUAGCCGAUGGGGAGACAUCAUGUGACCGCUCUAAACACGAACGACAAUACAAUGACAUUGCUUUUGGCGCAUUAUCUACGGAUCGUGAACUUUGUGGUCGGAAGAUAAACCUAUUAGUAUGGUAUGGCAGGGAUGCCAAAGACUUGGAAUUAUCGAGUUUGACUUGA
This is a messenger RNA of Cokeromyces recurvatus, 885 nucleotides long. RefSeq lists its product as uncharacterized. NCBI's taxonomy places the organism in Eukaryota, Fungi, Mucoromycota, Mucoromycetes, Mucorales, Mucoraceae. The record is from RefSeq and is a predicted model, not a curated record. The transcript has 7 exons. Bases 1 to 885 code for a protein of 294 amino acids.